Messenger RNA from Heterobilharzia americana, 2658 nucleotides. Lineage: Eukaryota; Metazoa; Platyhelminthes; Trematoda; Strigeidida; Schistosomatidae. The record is from the annotation of a GenBank genome assembly.
AUGUAUCAGUCUAGUUUACAAUUGAUUGAGAAAAUUAAAAUGUCUAAAACCUUCUAUUCAUCUCCUCUAUCAUCUUUAAAACCUUUUUACUCUUCAACUCAGACUAGAAUUGAUGAUCAUAAUGAAGUUGUUGAUAUUGAAAAAGUGGAAGAGAUUAUAAAGGCUACACAUGAAAGUAACAAUGAUGAUGAUGAUUUAUUCUUGUGUAAACCUGAUGAAGAAGAACUUCAAUUAUUUAAAACUUUUAAUGAAUAUGACAUCAGUGAAAUUGAUAUUGAAGGUAACUACAAAAAUAAACAGCCAACAGAUAGUGGAUUAUUACAGAUUAUCUACUGUAGUCGAACACAUUCACAACUUAAUCAAAUUGCUAAAGAAUUUAAUAAAUGUAAAACAUUAUCUAAUAAAGUUACAAUGAUUCAAUUAUCAUCAAGGCAUUUAUUAUGUAUAAAUCAACAAAUUUAUCAAUUGAAACAUUCAGAUUUAAUUAAUAUUGGUUGCCUUGAAUUGAAUCGUGAUCAAGGUCAAAGUAAAAAGUUUAAAUGUCCAAUGCGUAAUAUAUCAAUUGUCAAUAAUUUAACUAAUCAUUUAUUAAUUGGUAAUUCAGCUUUAGAUAUAACUAAUAUGAUACGAGAUAAACACAUGAAUAAUACUGAUAAUACAAUGAAGAAGGCUAAGUUGAAUGAAUCCAAUAUAAGUGAAACAGAAGAUAAUAUUGCCUUACUUUCACAUAUCGGUUGUCCAUAUUAUGCUAAUCGUAAAGGUAUACCAUUAGCUCAAUUAAUUUUAAUACCAUAUUCAUUAUUAUUACAGCCAAUAAGUCGUUUAACAUCUGGUUUAAAAUUGAAAAAUUCAAUUAUUAUUAUUGAUGAAGCACAUAAUCUCUUAGAAGCAAUGGCAUCUUCAAUGUCAGUUAAUUUAUUGUUAAUGAAUGAUUUAAACAAAUUAGAAGAAUUGUUCAAUAAUUAUUUAACAUAUUAUCGUUCACGUCUUUCAACACGCUUAGCUUUAAGAUUACGUCAGAUGAAGUAUUUUAUACAAAAAUUAAAAGUGUACUUAGAUAAAAUACUUGAAAAUAUUCAAUUAUCAAUAUCUUCUAGAGUAUUUACGUCUACAUCUUCUAAUAUUCUUAUUAAAACAGUGAAUAAAUUAUUCUCUGAAACAAAUUUAGAUAAUGUAAAUAUCAGUGAAUUAAUUGAAUGCUUAGAAUAUCAACAUUUCAUUAUGAAGUUAAUCGGUUUUUCGAAAUGGAUGAAAUUGAAUUCAAGUGAAACUAUUUCAACUUUAAAAUCUACUCAGUUAUCAUCAUCAUCAUCAUCAUCACAAUUGUCUAGUCUAUUAGCUAGUAUGAAACGAAAAUGUGCUGAGAAUAAAAACGAAAUAGAUGAUGUAAAUCAGGUUCGUGUUUCAAAUAAACGCUAUAAAUUAGAAAAUGAAAAAUCUGAAGGAAUUGGUUCUAGUUUAUUUAAAUUUCAUAGUUUUCUUCAAGCUUUAGCAUCUUGCGAAGAAGAUGCACGUAUAGUUAUUGAGCCAGUUAAAAACUCGACGAAAUUGGAUAAUUCAUCAGCUGCUCAGUCUACUUUAUUAUCUUCACCAGAAAAGGAUAUUCAGGAUUUAUGCUUACGCGUAAUAUUUUUAAAUCCUGGUAGAUAUUUAAAAGAAUUGGUACAAGAAGCCAAAUCUGUGCUACUAGUUGGCGGUACAAUGCAACCAUUUGAUGAAGCCAUUGAACAAAUUUUUAUUCCUGCCGGAAAACUAUCCAAUCAAAUUGUUACAUUUACAUGUGAUCAUGUUAUUGAUGCUAAAACACAAUUAUGCGUUUAUCCAUUAGGUGAGAGCUGUCAAAGCUAUGGUAAUGUAUUACCAUUAGAUUUCACGUAUCAGAAACGUUCAGAUCCAAUUAUGAUAGAUGCAUGCGGUGAAAUUGUUUUACAAAUAUGCCAACAGUUACCUGCUGGUAUUGUGAUAUUUACUCCCUCCUAUGAGUACCAAUCAACUCUAUAUCAUCGAUGGGAAGCUACAGGCUUAUUGAAUAAGCUGUCAAAGUAUAAAAGUCUCUUUCGUGAACCAAAAACAACUGGAAGCUUAGAUCAGAUAAUGCAAGCCUAUGGAAUAGCUGCUACACAAAAGCUUCAACAAAGACAAGGUGCUUUGUUGUUAUGUGUUAUUGGUGGGAAAUUAAGUGAAGGAAUAAACUUCACUGAUGAUUUAGCACGAGUAGUGAUCAUAAUUGGUAUGCCGUAUGCCAACCCACAGUCACCAUUGUUACGCGAAAAAAUGGCCUAUUUAGAUCGUCAUUUCACCAACACAAUAUCUACUAGUAGUUUUACUACAGAUCAUCAUUGUCAUCAUCACACCAUUCUAAAUCCUGGUCGACGGUAUUAUGAGUCAAUGUGUAUGCGUUCUAUAAAUCAAGCUAUAGGUCGAUCUAUUCGACAUGCUAAAGAUUAUGCUGUUGUCUUUCUAUUAGAUAGUAGGUAUUAUCGUGCAUCUAUUCAAUCACAACUGCCUAAAUGGGUUCAACAAAGUAUUAUCCAACGAUUAAAUAUAACCUCCACAUCGUCUUCAUCAUUAUCUAAUCAAGGGAAAUUUUUAAAUUUAUCAGAAGCUUUAGAUAAUGCUAAACAAUUUUUUUCAUUUAACAAAGAUCGUUUCAAGUAG